AUGGAUGUCUUUUUAACCGGUUUUCCCAAAAGGCUUUUGGUAGCUCUAUCGUUGUUCGUGAUCCUGAUGAUGUGCGCGAUGCCAGUCGAGAGCCGGGCGGUGGAGCACAAGAGGCGGCACCAGAGGAGGCAGCCGGAGAACGUGGCGCAACUCGCCAGGGACCCGCAAACGCCCAGACGGCCGAAGAACCCGAGCGUGGAGCAGUACAAGAACGCGACCAGGAAGAUCAUGAAGAAGCUGAAGAACACGCGGCGGUUCUUCAACCAGGAGAGGAAGGUGCUGAACGAGUCGCGGGAGUACCGAGAUGGGAUGCCGGACUGGCUGCCGGCGGUCAACUUCGUCGAUAUACAUUUCCAUGAUUACAAGAUGGCGCGGAAGGUUGGAGGAUCAAUCUGGGAGAGGAAGUGCGAGUGCGCAUCAUUCGGGGCGAUAAUAAAGCGCGGCGACUCCACAAUUGCCGACGAUGGCCGCUUUCACGGCGAGCGUUCGGCU
This is a messenger RNA of Iphiclides podalirius (scarce swallowtail), 492 nucleotides long. The record is from the annotation of a GenBank genome assembly. Lineage: Eukaryota; Metazoa; Arthropoda; Insecta; Lepidoptera; Papilionidae.